Molecule: messenger RNA, 928 nt
Organism: Zychaea mexicana
Lineage: Eukaryota; Fungi; Mucoromycota; Mucoromycetes; Mucorales; Lichtheimiaceae
Exons: 2
Coding region: 138-851 (237 amino acids)
Source: RefSeq, a predicted model, not a curated record
CACCAAAUAGGAAUUAAAGAGAGGUUCAACGUCGGUUAAAUCCGUUUUGUUGAUAUUAAAGUGACCUGUACGCGUAUCUUCUCGUUUCUCUUACCACUUACUUUUACAACGCCUACACUUAUACUUCCAACUUCCAAAUGAGCUACAGAAAUACGCAUUACCCAGGAAUGAGCAAAUUCCGUAUAACUCAGGACGCUUCUCAGCCAACGUCGCAACCACUGACCCCUGAGCCCAUUUCCGAGAUCCUCCCGGUCUCCAACGUUGCGCAAAGCAUUGAGCAGCCAGGCAGCGAUGAAAUUGUCGAUGCCUUUGAAAACCACCUGGCCGAGGGAACAGACAGCGUGGAUGACACCGAAGAUCACAACUCGGGUGAUGAGCAGCAUAAAAAUGAGCCUGAGCUGCAAACAGUGUCAUCGCCAGCAUCGCCAGGGACUGCUCCUUCUUCUCAACCGGCAGCAACACCCCCUCGUUCUCGUCGCGCAGUUCGUGGAAUCGGCCCUGGUUGGUGUAAUGUCCUUGACUUAGACCAGGUGCAGGCAGUAUUGGACAACAACAACGACGACUUCCGCGACAUCAUUAACAUUGCAAGGAGCGCGUUCGUGAGCGAUUUUGCUUCCGUGCUAGAAGAAGACAGAAUCAAGAGAAAGCGAGACCAGGAAGAAGUUGAAGAAGAAAGGCGACGCUACUACUCGCGUCGCCGCAUUGAGGCAGAGGCUGCCCACGAUCAACGACAUGCAGAAAGUAUGCAUGUGCUGGGGCGUCUCGCUUCCGUCAGCGAAGCGAUUCUAGCAGUGCUCAAUAAAAAUGAAGAGCAAAUCGAUGAGCAAGACAGCAGCAACAACAACGAAUAAAGUUGUUAAAUUUUCCAUCGGUUCCAACUUCCAAUAUAUGAGUAUCUUGUGGUUCAUAAUCUCUUCUUUUUCUUCUG